AUGUCUGGCCCGCCGUCCCGGCCGACCCCGCCGUCCAAGCCACAUUCGGUCAUCCAUGAGGGCGUCACCAUCUCCGGAGUACGCGUGGGGUCGGUGCUGCAAGGGACGCGCAGCCAGGACCACUGGCUCACGCCGGGACGCCCUUGCCUGGGCGGCCAAAUGUCGCCGGGCGGAGUGUUCGCGCUCAGCGCCUCGACCAGCCGGAGCAGCGGCAGCAGCGCGGCCGUCCACAAGACCCGCGGGGGCCGCAGUGACCUGGCCGCCCAGGACAAAAUUGACGCCGCGGGAAGCCGUUCUCCGCCGUCCCGCGAGCGCAGUGGUGGCAAAAUUCAAGCCUGGCGCAGCUUCAGCGCCGGCUCCUGCAACGCCUGCUCGGGCGCUCACGUGCGCGCCAGCAGGCGUGUCGUCAACGACGGCAGUGAGUUCCAGUUCUCCCUAGCGAGCAAUAAAAGCCACUCUGGCUCCGACAGAUCGGUGCCCUCUUCCACGUUUGAACCAGACGACGUUAGCAUGCCGAUGCGCCAGGGCUCAACGCUGUCGGUACACCUGAGGGCAGCCAAGUCACCCGCCGGCUCCGUGGAGUACGCCUGCACCGUCUCGCCUCCGAUCAGCGCAAACGUAUUGCCGGGCGCGCCGCUCAGGAGGCCCGUCGUGGAAACGAGGGUGAGCGCCAGGGUUGUCACAACCACUGUGGAGAUGAUGCCGCCAGUACACGCCCGAGCGGUUACGCCACGAAGGUCCAGCAUCCCGAGAGGGGCGUCCAGCGAAGUGCUCAAGACGGAUAAACGAGAGGGCCAAGGUCGUCGCUCCGUAACCUUCACGGAUGGCUCCUCAGCGGCAACGUCGCCGAAAGCGAGCGUACGCGACGCCGCCGCCAUUCCGGAGUCGAAAUCUGAGCAGCCUCACGAUGAUGGUGGACUAGCGGCGCCGAAGAAAGUUCAGCCGCAGCAAUCGGAGCCUCGGCUUGGACCCCCAGUGGCCGAUGCCCUGCAGACAGUGCCCGAGCCAUCAACAGGGGCGCUUCUGAAACCAUCAUCCGAGCCCUCCGAUCUGACCAGCGUACGCGAAAGCGUCCCUGUCGCCAUUCCGGAGCCGAAAUCUGAGCAGCCUCACGAUGAUGGUGGACUAGCGGCGCCGAAGAAAGUUCAGCCGCAGGAAUCGGAGCCUCGGCUUGGACCCCCAGUGGCCGAUGCCCUGCAGACAGUGCCCGAGCCAUCAACAGGGGCGCUUCUGAAACCAUCAUCCGAGCCCUCCGAUCUGACCAGCGUACGCGAAAGCGUCCCUGUCGCCAUUCCGGAGCCGAAAUCUGAGCAGCCUCACGAUGAUGGUGGACUAGCGGCGCCGAAGAAAGUUCAGCCGCAGCAAUCGGAGCCUCGGCUUGGACCCCCAGUGGCCGAUGCCCUGCAGACAGUGCCCGAGCCAUCAACAGGGGCGCUUCUGAAACCAUCAUCCGAGCCCUCCGAUCUGACCAGCGUACGCGAAAGCGUCCCUGUCGCCAUUCCGGAGCCGAAAUCUGAGCAGCCUCACGAUGAUAGUGGACUAGCGGCGCCGAAGAAAGUUCAGCCGCAGCAUUCGGAGCCUCGGCUUGGACCCCCAGUGGCCGAUGCCCUGCAGACAGUGCCCGAGCCAUCAACAGGGGCGCUUCUGAAACCAUCAUCCGAGCCCUCCGAUCUGACCAGCGUACGCGAAAGCGUCGCCAUUCCGGAGCCGAAAUCUGAGCAGCCUCACGAUGAUAGUGGACUAGCGGCGCCGAAGACUGUUCAGCCUCAGCAUUCGGAACCUCGGCUUGGACCCCCCAGUGGCCGAUGCCAAGGAGCCAGUGCGCGAAUCUUCAUCAGAGCUAUUGCUUAA
Dermacentor albipictus is the source of this 1851-nucleotide messenger RNA. The record is from RefSeq and is a predicted model, not a curated record. Lineage: Eukaryota; Metazoa; Arthropoda; Arachnida; Ixodida; Ixodidae.